GUACCCAUUUUUCAGAGAUGAGAACGAAGACCAAAGAACUUAACUUUGAUAGAAAAUAACUGCAUUUCUUGUUAUAAUUCUACACUCUGAAUCCGAAUGGUUGAAAUCUUUUUUUUAGCUUUUUUCCCCCGAUUGCAUGGCUAAAGCCCCUUAAUGGAUCUUUGCUAAUAUAGUGAAACAGCUUUUUUGUAGAACUAAAGUUUGCUUCUUUAGUUUACCUUCUUACUCUUCAGUGAGAUCCUUAGAUGGGUUUUCACUGUGCCUCUGUAACAUGCUGGAGAAGGUGUUGGUUUGGUAAUAUAGACUUGAGGGUGAUAAUUCAGCAUUUGCAUGGAAGCCAGAGAAGGCAUUAGUUCUGGGGUUACAGUGAUAGGGGCAGAAGCUCCAUCAGCUUACCAUGUGGCGCCGAGGAGUGAGGCUCCAAACCAGGUUCAUGUCCCUGAUGGUGGUGGCGGCGGCGGAGGUGGUGGUGGUGGUGCAGCUCUUGGUGUAUCACCUGUGAAUGUGGGGUUGGAUGGAACAUCAGUUAAGAAGAAACGGGGUAGACCAAGGAAAUAUGGGCCUGAUGGGUCUGUUACUAUGGCAUUGUCACCAAUGCCAAUAUCGUCGUCUGCUCCGUCCUCUAAUGACUUCUCAUCGGGGAAGCGGGGGAAAAUGCGGGGGAUGGACUAUAAGGCUUCCAAGAAAGUUGGUUUGGAUUAUCUAGGUGACUUUAAUGCGUGCUCUGAUGGUACAAAUUUUAUGCCACAUAUCAUCACUGUCAAUGCUGGCGAGGACAUUACAAUGAAGGUGAUAUCCUUUUCUCAACAAGGGCCACGAGCUAUAUGUAUCUUAUCUGCUAAUGGUGUGAUUUCAAAUGUUACUCUUCGUCAGCCUGAUUCUUCUGGGGGUACUUUAACUUAUGAGGGCCGUUUUGAGAUACUUUCCUUGUCUGGAUCAUUCAUGCCUACUGACAACCAAGGAACAAGAAGCAGGUCUGGUGGAAUGUCUGUCUCGUUGGCUAGCCCUGACGGCCGUGUUGUAGGUGGUGGUGUAGCUGGUCUUCUUGUAGCUGCCAGUCCUGUGCAGGUGGUGGUUGGAAGCUUUCUACCAAGCAGCCAGCAAGAACAAAAACUAAAGAAGUCCAAGUCUACUGAUUAUGCAGCAGCCACUGUUACUCCAGCCAUUGCAGUGUCUUCUGCACCACCACCUCCAACCAAUGCUGAGAAAGAGGAUGUGAAUGUGAUGGGUGGUGCACAUGUACUGCAAAAUUCUGGAACCCUUAACACAAACCUCACUGCCCCUAAUGCCUUUAGAAGAGACAACUGGGUCAACAUGCACACUAUGCCUGACUCUAGAAAGUCAGCUACUGAUAUUAACAUAUCUUUGCCUGAUUGUUAAGUUGAUCAUCAACCUCAACUACUCUUGCUGACAACAUUAUUCAUGACUCAGCUCUUUUAUUUCAUGUUUACAGUGUUCUCUCUCUUAUCUAGAGAUUGUUUCAAACAUGUCUCAUGUCUAUUACCGUAGGAUGUAGUUUCAGUAUUGUAAGUUGCAGCUAGGUAGAGUAUCUCAUAUGUUUAUCGGCUGAUUAAUUAGGUAGAUGCUGCACUCUGCAGUAUUAUGAGUAGGCUAAUUCGGAUGUAAUGCAAACUUGUUUGCCUAUUUAUUUAUGACUGAAUUUGUUCAAGAAUUUUCCUUUUAUUUUGUAUUA
Molecule: messenger RNA, 1693 nt
Organism: Cajanus cajan (pigeon pea)
Lineage: Eukaryota; Viridiplantae; Streptophyta; Magnoliopsida; Fabales; Fabaceae
Product: AT-hook motif nuclear-localized protein 7
Molecular function (GO): minor groove of adenine-thymine-rich DNA binding
Source: RefSeq, a predicted model, not a curated record